Messenger RNA from Alternaria atra, 2829 nucleotides. RefSeq lists its product as uncharacterized. Lineage: Eukaryota; Fungi; Ascomycota; Dothideomycetes; Pleosporales; Pleosporaceae. The transcript is spliced from 3 exons. Gene Ontology annotation, cellular component: cell cortex of growing cell tip; actomyosin contractile ring. Gene Ontology annotation, molecular function: MAP kinase scaffold activity. The record is from RefSeq and is a predicted model, not a curated record. Bases 1 to 2829 code for a protein of 942 amino acids.
AUGAAUGCUAUGAACACCCGCAAUGGCGCCCUGUCGCCCCUCUCGACGGACAGCCAAGAGUGGUCGCCCAUCACAGGCUACCGGAACAUCGCCGGCGACAACCCAUACUCGCCCACGAUCCCCCCAAACACAUAUGGGCCCAGCAACCCCGAUGGUGGCAUGCUCAAUGGUAUGCGCCCUGGCACCAGCAAUGGCAACCCCUCGCCGCCCAGUUCAGUAGGCCGAUCAAGCGACGGCACGGGGCUAUAUGCCUCUAGCAUAAGUGAUAGUACACGCCCCAUGUUGGACAGUAGGAAGAUGCAGGCGCUGGAGGAGACUAUGUCGGAACAUUUCAGAGUGCUCAAGGCAUACCUAGGGCCCUAUCUCAAUGACGAGAAGGGCAACCCGCGCCCGAGCAGGGCCAAAGACAAGCUGACCAGGCUAUCUGCUGUGCAGUUCCAGGAGCUCAGCACCGACGUAUAUGAUGAGUCGAUACGCAGAGAGACGGACCGCAAGCGAGGAGGGCCAGGUGCGCCUGGCAACGACACCCCCAAGUACCUUUUACCCAAGAACAAUUUCCAUCCCAAACGUAAUCAGGCGAGACAAAAGCUCUCAACACUGCCUCUCGAGCGCUUCCGUCAACUCGCGACCGACGUCUUCUACGAACUCGAACGGAGAUUUCCCCGCUUUACCGGCGGUGACAUGCCCCCACGAUCAUCGAGCCCAGCCGGCAGCAUCGCGAGUCGCAUAAGUAACAGAGGACCUCCGAGCAGAGGCGGCACUCCGAAUAGCAUGGGUGGGCGACCUCCGCCAGGACCAGGCUACCGAGGGCCACCUCCAAUGGGCGGGCCCAUGGGUAUGGGUGGACCCCAAGGAGGACCUCCAGGUCCACCGGGAGGACUGCGGCCCGGCUCGGGAAACGAGCCAGGUUCUUUCGGGCGCCCACUUCCAAAGACGUUCCAAUCGAACACGAUUGUGCCGAACAAGGGGACACUGGUCGAAGAUGACGAUGAUAGCGGAGCAGACGAUGACGAUGCAUUCAACCUAGAAGGCGCUGCUGCGAGACGGCAGACGAAUAAGAGCGCAAAAAGUAUGAGCAUGGCACACGAAAAGAUAACCGCGGACUUGCAAAACCAAGUGUCGGAGUUGCAGGACAAGGUUGGCUCAUUAGAGGCUACCAUACGUAACAAGGACGACGAGCUGCAGCGACUCCAAGACGCCGACAGAACGCGCGACGGCGCCUCCGCCUCUGAGCGUGCGGAAUGGGACGAGCUUCGGUAUUCGCUCGAGGAAAAGGUUGAGAAGGCGGAGAAUCUCAACUCCUCGCUUCGUUCUGAGAUAGACAAACUACGCAGCGAAAACGAAAACGUCGAGAACAGCCUCCGUACCCAGAUUGCAGAUCUCGAGUCUCGACCGCUUCAGCAAGCCUAUGACAACGGACACGGUCAAUGGAGACAACGGUGUGAGGAGCUGGAACGGGAAUUGAACGAACAACAGCAAGUAGCUGAGGAGGUACGGAGAGACGCAUCCAUGUUCCUGCAAGAAAUGAAAGAGUUGUCAGCCCGUAGCGAUGCCGCAGCUGAAAAGGAAGAGCAAAUGGCAAAUCAAGUAUCGUCACUUGAGGCUGAGCUCAAAGACUGGAAAUCAAGAUAUGCCAAGGCUAAGACGCAACUACGAAAUUUGAAGGCAUCCUCUAUGGGCUUAUCACAACUUGCGUCACCGGAUUUGACCAACUACUCCCGCGAUGCUGCUUUUACGACACCGGACGGACUGGUCAAGGAUGUCCACAUUACCAAAUUUCAGCUUAGCAUUGAUGAGCUGCUCCAGAAUGCGCGAAGAGCAAACUCGGAGCAAACUCUUGAGAGUAUGCGGCACGUCGUCAAAUGUGUACGAGCUAUUACUGGCGACAUCGAUAGCACGUCUCUUUCACAGAUCCAGUCUCCUACCAGUAGUGUGAGCGGCGACAUCUUCUCCAGUCCUGAGAAGCAGCAAGCAAAACUCAAAUCUCGUGUCAGCGCUACGGCCAACAACCUGAUCACUGCUACUAAGAACCAUGUAUCAUCUGGUGGACUGUCACCAGUCAGUCUGUUGGACGCCGCAGCUAGUCACUUGUCAACUGCCGUUGUCGAGCUCGUGAAACACGUCAAAGUGCGACCCACACCAGAAGACGAGCUUGAAGGAGACGAUGAGGAUACCGAUAGGCCUAUGCCGCUAAAGCCCACCGUAUACAAUAGCUACAAUGCUUCUUCGCCAAGCAAUGCCAACGACAACAGCAACAGCAGUGCUGCUGCCUCAACAUACGGUCAUCAUCGCAGUCGCAGUAGCAAAGGCGGCAGCAGCGACACCACUAGGUACAGUGCGUACAGUUCCCCAUAUAGUGGGUACGACGGCCAAAGUGCCGGCAUGAAUGGUACCAAUGGCACAGGCGAUAGCAGUAUGCUUGAGUUCAAGAACUACCUUGAGGAUCAGACAGCAACCCUUGUCCAGAGCAUACAGCCUCUUGUCAAUCUCAUUCGCGCGAACCCCGACUCUACUCCAGGGGACGAGCAGCAAAUCUACGAAUACAUCCAAGACAUUUCGCAAGCAGUCGACGACACUGGCAACAAGACAUACGAUGCUGUAAACCAGCUGUCCAACCCUGCCUUGAAGAAGCACGCCCUUCCCGUCGUGGAGGUGCUGGACGAAUGCAGACAAAGUAUGCUUGCUAUCGACAUCAGGGGUGGAGGGCGCGAAAAGAUCCCACCACUCGCGUUCAAGACCGCUAGGGCUCUCAAGGAGCUCGUACUUCGCGUAGACCGCAUCGAGUCUGGCGAACUCACUGUCGACCAAACACUCAAAACAGAGAUAUAG